CUGUGACAUGUCUCCAAGCAAAGAAAAGACAACUUGUUGUUGGACUGACCAGCUAAGGGGCCGAGGAGGGUCUGACCUGGGGACAUCAGUCAUUUUGGAAUUCCAACCUGAGUGUGCCAAGGAUGAUGGUAUGGCCAGUGCAAUAAUCAGUUUAGAGGCUUCUUUUGGAAGUUCGAGCCCAGUUGGGUCUUUGUCUUCUGAGGAUCAUGAUUUUGACCCUACUGCUGAGAUGUUGGUCCAUGACUAUGAUGAUGAAAGAACUCUUGAAGAAGAGGAAAUGAUGGAUGAGGGUAAAAACUUCAGUUCUGAAAUUGAAGACUUAGAAAAGGAAGGAAACAUGCCUCUAGAAGAUUUACUGGCAUUCUAUGGCUAUGAACCUACAAUUCCAGCAGUGGCAAAUUCCAGUGCAAAUAGCUCCCCAAGUGAACUUGCUGAUGAACUACCAGACAUGACACUAGACAAAGAGGAAAUAGCAAAAGACCUAUUGUCAGGUGAUGAUGAGGAAACUCAGUCUUCUGCAGAUGACCUCACACCAUCUGUGACUUCCCAUGAAACUUCCGAUUUCUUCCCUAGGCCUUUACGAUCAAAUACUACAUGUGAUGGAGAUAAGGAAUCAGAAGUUGAAGAUGUUGAAACAGACAGUGGUAACUCACCUGAAGAUUUGAGGAAAGAAAUAAUGAUUGGUUUACAGUAUCAGGCAGAGAUUCCCCCUUACCUUGGAGAGUAUGAUGGUGAUGAGAAAGUGUAUGAAAAUGAAGACCAGUUACUUUGGCGUCCUGGUGUGGUUUUGGAGAGCAAAGUUAAGGAGUACCUUGUUGAGACCUCAUUAAGAACUGGAAAUGAAAAAAUAAUGGAUAGGAUAUCUGCAGGAACGCACACAAGGGACAAUGAACAGGCAUUAUAUGAACUUCUCAAGUGUGACCAUAAUAUAAAGGAAGCAAUUGAAAGGUACUGCUGCAAUGGAAAGGCAUCUCAAGAAGGAAUGACCGCAUGGACGGAAGAAGAAUGCCGGAGCUUUGAACAUGCACUCAUGCUUUUUGGAAAAGAUUUUCAUCUUAUACAGAAGAAUAAGGUGAGAACUAGAACAGUUGCUGAAUGUGUAGCAUUCUACUAUAUGUGGAAGAAAUCUGAACGUUAUGAUUACUUCGCUCAACAGACAAGAUUUGGAAAGAAGCGAUAUAACCAUCACCCUGGAGUUACGGACUAUAUGGAUCGUUUGGUAGAUGAAACAGAAGCUCUGGGUUCGACAGUAAAUUCUUCAGCCUUAACUUCUAAUCGACCUGAGCCUCCUCCUGAUCAACAACUGAACAUUCUCAACUCUUUCACUGCCAGUGACUUGACAGCCCUGACCAACAGUGUGGCAACGGUCUGCAACCCUACGGAUGUGAAUUGUUUGGAUGAUAGCUUUCCUCCACUGGGCAACACACCCCGUGGACAAGUCAAUCAUGUGCCUGUCGUAACGGAGGAGUUACUCACCCUGCCAAGCAAUGGGGAAAGUGAUUGUUUUAAUUUAUUUGAGACUGGAUUUUAUCACUCGGAGCUAAACCCCAUGAACAUGUGCAGUGAAGAGUCAGAAAGACCAGCAAAGAGAUUGAAAAUGGGCAUUGCUGUUCCUGAAUCCUUUAUGAAUGAGGUUUCUGUAAAUAAUUUGGGUGUGGACUUUGAAAAUCACACACAUCACAUCACCAGUGCCAAAAUGGCCGUCUCCGUGGCUGACUUUGGCAGUCUGUCUGCCAGUGAGACCAAUGGUUUCAUCAGUGCCCAUGCUCUGCAUCAGCAUGCCGCCCUUCACUCUGAGUGACAGGAGUGAGGGGCCCAGAAACAGUGGGUGUGCAGUACCAGUAAACUUGAGGAAAGGAUCAGGUUUGCUUAGUCUUUCACUGGAAGUUUGAACCUUUUUCAGUAUGACAUCAGUGAUGUCAGUAUGUAUAGAACUAUAUCUUGAUUUAUCAAGAGUAUUUUCAUUUUUCAAUCCAUAAAUGUGGAAAUAAACUAUGAUCAGCAGAGUUGGGAACUAAGAUUGAACUCUGUGGUGCAGCUUUAAGCUCUGCUUAUCUCUUCCUCAUCCCCCAGUACCUCUUCUCCACUCCCUUCUUUUUCUAUUCUUUUCAGUUCCCCACUGCCCUCACUCCCAGUUUUAAAACCUGUAGACAGAGGCCACCAGCUCAAAACCAGCACAGAUGUUCUGAACUGAAUGGAGUGGCUUCUUUUCAUGUAAAUUCCUUUUGCCAUAAUGGAUGCAGUGG
This is a messenger RNA of Lontra canadensis (Northern American river otter), 2246 nucleotides long. It is a transcript of the gene MIER3, whose product is annotated as MIER family member 3. Gene Ontology annotation, biological process: negative regulation of transcription by RNA polymerase II. Lineage: Eukaryota; Metazoa; Chordata; Mammalia; Carnivora; Mustelidae. Gene Ontology annotation, molecular function: transcription corepressor activity; histone deacetylase binding. The transcript is spliced from 14 exons. The record is from RefSeq and is a predicted model, not a curated record. Gene Ontology annotation, cellular component: nucleoplasm. The coding region runs from base 8 to 1801 and encodes 597 amino acids.